AUGUCGCAAGUGAUGUCCAGCCCCCUGCUGGCAGGAGGCCAUGCAGUUGGCUUGUCUCCCUGCGAAGAACCCAGGAGGGCCCUGCACCCAGCACCCAGCCCCGGCCUGCCACUGCAGUGUCCCUACUAUACCACAGAAGGUUGGGGAGCCCAGGCCCUGAUGGCCCCCACACCCUUCAAGGGGCCCCCCAGCAGGCUCCAGCAGGGUCCACAGGCUAGAGCCAAAGCCAGCUGCCUCCUGCAGUCCCCUGGGGAGCAGACCUCAGGGACCCUGGAGGACCUCGACUCCUACAUUGACUUCUCACUGGAGAGCCUCAACCAGAUGAUUCUGGAACUAGACCCCACCUUCCAGCUGCUCCCCACAGGAACUGGUAGCCCCUGGGCUGAGCCCACCCAGAGCACCACCUCAAGGAAAAAGAAAGAUGAGCCUGAAGCCUUGGACAUAAAGUACAUCGAGGUGACCUCCACCAGAUCAAGGUGUCAUGAUGGCCCCCAGUGCUGCUCCAGCCCAUCUGUCACCCCGCCCUUUGGUUCCCCACGCAGUGGUGGCCUCCUCCUUUCCAGAGACAUCCCCCGAGAGACUCGAAGCAGCAGCGAGAGCCUCAUUUUCUCUGGGAGCCAGGGCAAGGGGCACCAGCGCCCCCCUCCCCACUCUGGGGCUCCCUCUUCUCAUCCCCCACCCUCUCCCAGCAUCUCUAUCCCCGGCAUGGGGAACAAGGCCUCCGGCCCCCAUGGCUUGGGCUCCCCACUGGCAGCUUCUCCAGGCUUGGAGAAGGGGCUGGGGGGCCUGGCCCCACAGCAGGGCAGCAGGGUCUCUGUGUUGUCAGCCAGCCCAGCAUCCGAUGUCAGCUACGUGUUCGGAAGCAGCCAGUCCCUCCUCCACUCCAGCAUCUCCAGCCAUCAGUCAUCUUCUAGAUCCUUGGAGAGUCCAGCGAGCUCUUCCUCCAGCCUCCACAGCCUUGGCCAAGUGUCUCCGGGUACAAGAGCCAGUGACUUCCAGGUCCCCAGCAACCCCACCCCAAACAUGGGCCAGCCCAGAGCAACUCACUCCCCACCACUGGCCAAGGAACACGCCAACAGCUGCCCACCAUCCAUCACCAACUCCAUGGUGGACAUACCCAUCGUGCUGAUCAAUGGCUGCCCAGAACCAGAGUCUCCCCCAUCCCAGCAGAUCCCAGGACACCAGGACUUUGUCCGACCUGGGGCCCCUUCUUCCAGCAAGUCUUGUCCAGCCACCAGGAGCCACAGCCAGACCCCUCUCACCACAUCCUCAGAGGGUCCCACCAGGGACAUGCAGCCCACCAUGAAGUUUGUGAUGGACACAUCUAAAUACUGGUUUAAGCCAAACAUCACCCGGGAACAAGCAAUUGAGCUGCUGAGGAAAGAGGAGCCAGGGGCUUUCGUCGUGAGGGACAGUUCUUCCUACCAAGGCUCCUUUGGCCUUGCCUUGAAGGUGCAGGAGGCCCCUGCACCUGCCCCGAACCGAUCAGGUGAGGACAACAGUGACCUCAUCCGCCACUUCCUCAUCGAGUCUUCCGCCAAAGGGGUGCAUCUCAAAGGAGCAGACGAGGAGCCCUACUUUGGGAGCCUCUCUGCCUUUGUGUGCCAGCAUUCCAUCAUGGCCCUGGCCCUGCCCUGCAAACUCACCAUCCCACAGAAAGAAUUGGGAGCUGGAGACUCCUCAGGCCCCACUACAGACAGCCGGGCCUCUCACCUGAAGAAAUCUGCAGGCUGCCAUGCCCUGUAUCUGACCUCUGUGAGUGUAGAGACCCUGAGUGGAGCCCUGGCCGUGCGGAAGGCCAUCUCAACCACCUUUAAGAGGGACGUCCUCCCCACACCCACCGUGGUCCACUUCAAAGUCACGGAGCAAGGCAUCACCCUGACCGAUGUCCAGAGGAAGGUGUUUUUCCGGCGCCAUUACCCCCUCACCACCCUCCGCUUCUGUGGCAUGGACCCCGAGCAACGGAAGUGGCAAAAGUACUGCAAGCCCUCCUGGAUCUUCGGGUUUGUGGCCAAGAGCCAGACAGAGUCACAGGAGAAUGUGUGCCACCUGUUUGCGGAGUAUGACACAGUCCAGCCAGCCUCCCAGGUCAUCGGCCUGGUGGGUGCCCUGCUGCAGGACACAGAAAGGAUGUAGAGGGAGGGAGCUUCCCGUGCACCUUCCUGGACAUCCAAAGGGGGCUGGAACCCCUGAGCAGGGGCUUGUGGCCACACUAAUGAGCCAAUAUAUUGGACUGGGGAGAACGGUACCAAGUUGAAACCCUGGAAACCUAAUGACCGUCAGCAGUGAUCUUCAUCCAGACCCAGCUGGGUCUCAGUUUCCUCAACCAUAAAAAGAGGCCAAUAGACAGGACCAGCUGUGCUUCUCAGACUUUGAUGGCAUCUCAACAAGCUCCCUGUGAUUCUGAAGCACGCCCACAUCUGAGGACCCCUGACUCCAUCAACUUGGACACUGCCAAUGCAGAAGCCUGAGUUAGAGACCUGCGACCCUCUGUCGUGGCAAACAGAAGGUGCUGGGUUGGGACCCAUGGGCCCCUAGCCCAACACUGACCUGGGAGAGGUGAUAUGCAAGGAUCGACCAAAGGAGGGAUGGACGGACUCUAUUUCCCUCCAUAUCUGUUCCUUUCCCCACUUCCAUAAUGGCUUCUUGGGCAGCUGUUCCCAGGACAAAGCAGGAUCUGCCUGCCCUGGAUUCUUUAGGCCAAUGUGGCCACAGUUGUCAGGGCAGCUUAGCAAGGGGGAUCUUGUCCUCAUGGUCAGAGACCACCCAGCUGCCCUCACAUCCUUGAUGUCUAGUUCCCACCACUGCAAAUGAGUAUCAGCCCCAUCUUUUCUCUCAAUUUUUUGGUAAGCAAGUGUCCUCCAGCUGGUGUCAC
Molecule: messenger RNA, 2875 nt
Organism: Mirounga angustirostris (Northern elephant seal)
Lineage: Eukaryota; Metazoa; Chordata; Mammalia; Carnivora; Phocidae
Gene: TNS4
Product: tensin 4
Exons: 12
Coding region: 1-2136 (711 amino acids)
Cellular component (GO): focal adhesion
Molecular function (GO): protein binding
Source: RefSeq, a predicted model, not a curated record